Hemibagrus wyckioides is the source of this 5304-nucleotide messenger RNA. RefSeq names its product cartilage oligomeric matrix protein (gene comp). The transcript is spliced from 18 exons. Gene Ontology annotation, molecular function: calcium ion binding. Lineage: Eukaryota; Metazoa; Chordata; Actinopteri; Siluriformes; Bagridae. The record is from RefSeq and is a predicted model, not a curated record. Gene Ontology annotation, cellular component: extracellular region. Gene Ontology annotation, biological process: cell adhesion. Bases 1635 to 3710 code for a protein of 691 amino acids.
UUAUCACCGCACAUAGACCGAACAGGCAUAAUAUUAUGACCACCUGCCUAAUAUCGUGUUGGUUCCCCUUUUGCCGCCAACACAGCCCUGACCCAUCAUGUACUGUGUAUUCUGACACCUUUCUAUGACCCUGUCGCUGCUUCACCACUGUUCCUUCUAUCGGACCACUUUUGAUAGAUACUGACCACUGCAGACCGGGAACACCCCACAAGAGCUGCAGUUUUGGAGAUGCUCGGAUCCAGUGGUCUAGCCAUCACAAUUUGGCCCUUUUGAUCAAACUCGAAGCUCAAAUCCUUACCCUUGUCCAUUUUUCCUGCUUCUAACAUCAACUUUGAGGACAAAAUGUUGACUUGCUGCCUAAUAUAUCCCACCCACUAACAGGUGCCAUGAUGAGGAGAUCAUCAGUCUUGGGUUGGGGGGGGGUGUUAAGGGCCUUGCUCAAUUGCCCAACAGUGAAGCUUGGUGGCUUGGUGGUGCUGGGGCCUUCACACACCAAGAGAUCAAUAGUUUGUGUGCUGUUUGUACACUAAAUAUGAAAGAAAUGUUCCUGUACUAAAAGACUCACAAUGCCACCAGAUUACUCAAAUCAAAUCUUCAUGCAGCUAACACUCUAAUACUGACGGCUUAAAAGGCAGAAGACCGGCUGGAAGAAAAAACAAUAAAGCUGCUUUAAAUGAAAUCCAGAGGUAGGAAUUCAUUUUUUUCAGUCCAAAACUAUAUUUUCUGUUAUGACAUUACAUUAACAAAUAUCAAAGUCAUGAGUUCAUAGCCCUCACUUUGCCAAGACAUAACCAAUUUAUUAAUGAUACAAAGUAAACAAAAUAAAGCAUGCAGUAUUGCAUGGCUAGAUUUCUUUGAAAAUGUUCCCAUUGUUGGAGUGAAAACAUCAGUAUUUAUUUAUAUCUUGUGAUUAAUUCGGGGACCGUGCUCUCACCAGGGCCCUGUGUUUCACCAUUAAGAUAAAUCUUCUCCCUCACACUUAGGCUGACUUUAGAAACCUUGAAAGGUCAGUUAAAUGGCAGGACAUCCCUCAAAGUCUUGUUUUGUUUUUCCAUUUCUGGGAAAAAGGGAAUGCACUUCAAGCUGGUUAAAGAGCGUCAGUGUGCCACACAGAACCCCAAGAGCCGAUGAACUGGAACCAGCCCAACAUCUGUGGAUGCAAUCACUGACCACCAAGGCACUCACUAUAAGCACUAUGCUGUGAUUCUUAUGCUGAAGACUUCAAGUAAUAGCAAGACUUUUCGUUUUUUUUUUCUGUUUAUCAAACGAGCUUGUAUCUGUAACAUCUGGGAAUUUCAUCUGUUUUAUUUAUUAUCUGCCAGAAAGAUCAACACAAGAAAAAGAAACACAUUCUGGCACAAAAGAUCCUUGUCAUGUGAAAAAAAGCCAUAUUCCCGACUUCAGUGAUGUCACAGGUCCAGAGAAAUAUAAAUGCAGAGGAGGAGACUGGAAGCAAGUCACAAAGCAGGCAAACACUCACACAGCUCCAGCCUGCUAGAGAAGAAAACCAAAGAUGUUAAUACCCGUAUUUCUUCUUUUGUUAUUAUCUGGAUUCCUUAAUACAGGAAGGAGUGUAGUGUCCAGUCAAGGAGCAUCAAAAGAUUGAGGAAAUUGUGUUUUUAAAGAACACUGUUAUGGAGUGUGAAGCUUGUGGCAUGCGCACAGAUGUUAAAGAACCCAAACCAUCCUGUGAUCCCAAUCCCUGCCACCCAGGCGUGACUUGCACCGAGACAGUUAAUGGUAUCAGAUGUGGGCCAUGUCCUCAAGGCAUGGAGGGAAACGGCACCCACUGCACAGACAUCGAUGAGUGCACUGUGAAGCCAUGCCACAUGGGUGUGAGAUGCAUCAACACGUCUCCUGGUUUCCGCUGUGGUCAGUGUCCUGCUGGUUACGCAGGUCCCCCAGUGCAGGGAGCUGGAAUUGACUACGCCAUCUCCAACAAACAGGUUUGCCGAGACAUAAACGAGUGCGAAAUCUCAAACGGAGGCUGUGUGGAGAACUCCAUCUGUUUAAACACAGCAGGGUCUUUCCGGUGUGGUCGCUGCAAGCCUGGAUUCAUAGGAGACCAGACGCAGGGCUGUAGACCUGAGAGAGCAUGUGGAAAUGGACAGCCCAACCCUUGCCACGAGAGUGCUGAGUGUAUUGUCCAUCGGGAUGGCAAUAUCGAGUGUGUUUGUGGAGUUGGUAUGGCUGGCAAUGGAUACCUAUGUGGAACUGACACAGAUAUCGAUGGCCUCCCCGAUGAAGAACUGCAGUGCUUUGACCGAAACUGCGCUAAGGACAACUGUCUUACAGUACCCAACUCCGGCCAAGAAGAUGCUGAUAAGGAUGGCAUUGGAGAUGCUUGUGAUGAUGAUGCAGAUGGAGAUGGGAUCCUGAACACAGAGGACAACUGUGUGCUCGUGCCAAAUGUAAACCAGAAGAACACUGACCAAGAUGAUUAUGGAGAUGCUUGUGAUAACUGUCGAUUAAUUAAAAACAAUGACCAAAGGGACACUGACAGUGAUGGCAAUGGUGACGAAUGUGACGAUGACAUUGACGGUGAUGGCAUAAAAAACGACAAGGACAACUGUGUGAAGGUUCCCAAUGCUGACCAGAUCGAUCGUGACGGCGAUAAUGUUGGUGACGCGUGUGACAGCUGUCCAUAUAUUCGCAAUCCUGACCAGAUGGAUGUUGAUAAUGAUUUGAUUGGUGAUCCAUGUGACACUAACAAAGACAGUGAUGGAGAUGGUCAUCAGGACUCACGAGACAACUGUCCCGCAGUCAUAAACAGCUCUCAAUUAGACACAGACAAAGAUGGAAAAGGCGACGAGUGUGAUGAUGACGAUGACAACGAUGGCAUUCCUGACCUCCUUCCUCCGGGACCGGAUAACUGCAGGCUCAUCCCCAACCCACUCCAGGAAGACUGGGAUGGGGACGGAAUCGGAAAUGCCUGUCAAGUUGACUUUGACAACGACACAAUCAUAGACUCAAUUGAUGUGUGCCCUGAGAAUGCUGAGGUCACCCUUACUGACUUCCGUGCCUACCAGACUGUGGUGCUGGACCCAGAAGGAGAUGCCCAGAUUGAUCCAAACUGGGUGGUGCUUAAUCAGGGAAAAGAGAUCAUUCAAACCAUGAACAGUGAUCCUGGACUAGCUGUUGGUUACACAGCAUUCAACGGUGUGGACUUUGAAGGGACGUUCCAUGUAAAUACAGUAACGGAUGAUGACUAUGCUGGGUUUAUCUUCGGCUAUCAGGACAGCUCUAGUUUUUAUGUAGUCAUGUGGAAGCAGGUGGAGCAGAUCUACUGGCAGGCCAAUCCUUUCCGAGCUGUCGCCGAACCGGGAAUACAACUCAAGGCUGUGAAAUCCAACACAGGGCCAGGAGAGAAUCUGCGCAACUCGCUGUGGCACACAGGUGACACUGCCAACCAGGUGAAGCUGCUGUGGAAAGAUCCCAGAAACGUGGGCUGGAAGGACAAGACAUCUUAUCGCUGGUUCCUCCAGCACAGACCCCAUGAUGGGUACAUCAGGGUUCGGUUCUAUGAAGGUCAGAAGAUGGUUGCAGACACAGGAAUUAUUAUUGACACGACCAUGAGAGGAGGCAGGCUUGGAGUCUUCUGCUUCUCCCAGGAGAACAUCAUCUGGGCCAACCUGCGCUACCGAUGCAAUGACACCAUUCCAGAGGACUUGGACACAUACAGAGCCCAACAAAUCCAGCUUCAGGUUUAGCCACAGUUGUCAGCCCACGUCUCCAAGUCAUGUUGUCCAUUCCUUCACAGUGACCAGUGGCUCUCCUACACCAGUGCUUUACAAAGUGGGAUUUGGAGACCUGCAGUGGUCAGUGCAGCAAUACCAGGAGGUCCCUGAUUUUGUAUUUGUUUUUUCAUUUUAGUUACAGCAGUGGAAAUCCCAACCUACCAUAAGAGUGUUCAAUGUAAUAUUACACUUUUAUAGUUAUUAAAUGUUUGAAUGAGUUUAAUCCAAAUCUCAAAAAACUCAAAAAUGAACAACUAUUAAUGAUUAAAAAAUGUCUUAAUAUGUCCAGUCUGUGAAAAUUUCAGGAAUAGAAGCUCUGUAAGUCAUAUAUAUAGACUAAAUAUUAUUGUACACACGUAAACUAUGCUCACGAAAUAAAUCAGUGUUGAGGAAGUCCAUUGAAUUUCAUGUAGAGAGAAAAGGAAAGUUAGUUACUAAAAGUUUGAGAACCCAUAACAUAGACCAUACACCAAUCAGCCAUAACAUUAUGACCACCUGCCUAACGUUGCUUCGAGGCAUGGACUCUACUAGAUCCCUGAAGGUGUGCUGUGGUACCUGGCACCAAGAUGUUCGCAGCAGAUUCUUGCAAGGUCAGGCCUGUGUGAAUACUUACAGGAUACUUUUGAUAGAUACUGACCACUGCAGACCGGGAACACCCCACAAGAGCUACAGUUUUGGAGAUGCUCUGAUCCAGUGGUCUAGCCAUCACAAUUUGGCCCUUGGUGAAAAUUGCUCAAAUCCUUACACUUGUCCAUUUUUCCUGCUUCUAACAUCAACUUUGAGGACAAAAUGUUGACUUGCUGCCUAAUAUAUCCCACCCACUAACAGGUGCCAUGAUGAGGUCAUCGGUCUUGUUCACGUCAAUGGUCAUAAUGUUAUGCCGGAUCUUUACCGUACCAGCCGAUCUACACUGUAAUGGAAAUAAACAUAUCAUUUUGCUACUGAGCUAAGACUUUUUCACGCUUUUCUUUUUUCCCCCCUCUGAAGCAUCUGUGAAAAAGACCCCAAUGGUACGGCCCCACUGAAAUCACAGGCACGGCAGUUUGAAUGUAUAUAUUUUAAAAACACAUACAGAAAUACAGAUUACAAAAUAGAAAGGAUGUAAUAAGAACGAUCUGAUAUAUGCAGCUGAGACAUCAUGCACAUCCAUAGUUAGCAUACUUUGAGAACGCAAAAAAAAAAACCCAAAACAAAACAAAAACCCAACCGUGAAACGAUCACUGAGACUAUGUACAGAGAGAAAGUGGCCUUCUACAACCAUUUUCCACAAGUAAGACCCACACCAGAAAGUCUAUACAGUUACAUGAAUUCUACAUCUAUGGAUAAUGACAUUUUUUAAUUAAUUUUCUUUUUUAAAAUAUCGAAAACACCCGUCAGUGUUUCCACGCAUAGUUGCUUAAAAAAAAAAAAAAAAAAAACAAGCUCCGGUUUCGGAUGAUACAUGGAUUUGAAAUGCAUAUAAACAGCACUGCUUCUGUUCUGACUGCAGAUUUUUCUUCCCCCCCCCCCACGUUCUUAAGAGCAGUUUCAGCGUCAUCACUUUAUUUUUUUAAAUAAAUAAAUUAAA